AUGCAUAUAUCAACCCGCCUGUUUGCCCUCGCAUCCGUCUUCUUUCCCCUCUUGUUCUCGUUCAUUUUCUACCGCUACCAUCAUCAUCACCACCACCACCAGCAGCAGCAUCAAGACAUCCCGCAAGCCGAGCCCAUGAACAUUGCCACCGCCAUGUCGACCGCCAAACCAUCUACCAUCGCCAUCGUCGGCGGCUCGUACGUCGGCAUGCGACUCGCACAGGCGCUCAUCCCCGUCCUGCCCGCCUCGCACCGCGUCGUUGUUGUCGAGGCCAACUCGCACUUCCACCACCUGUUCACCUUCCCGCGCUUCGCCGUGCUGCACCGCGGCGGCGAAGAAAAGGCGCUCAUCCCGUACACGCACACGUUUGAGGCGGCCAGGGACAAGGCGAGCAUCGUGCACGCCCGGGCACUCUCGGUGCACGCUGCGCCAGAGGGCGCCGGUAAGGGAUGGUUGCAGCUCGACCGCGCGUCGGAGGGCGGGAAGGAUAGGCUGGAGUUUGACUUCCUGGCGAUUGCGACGGGGACGCAGCUGUGCCAGCCGUGGUCGCUGCCCUCGACGCACACGGAUGGGGUGCAGGCGAAGAAGCAGGCGGUCGAGACGCUGCGCAGGUACCAGGACGCGGUGAAGGAGGCGCAGCGCAUCGUCAUCGUGGGUGGCGGUGCGGUGGGGGUGCAGGUGGCGUGCGACAUUUCGGAGCUCUACCCUGCCGCUACGGGCAAGAAGGUGACGCUGCUGCACAGCCGCGAGCGCGUGAUGAACAAGUUCCACCCGGAGCUGCACGCCAUUGUCGCCAAGCGCUUCGCUGAGCGCGGGGUAUCGACCCACCUCGGCAGCCGUGUCGUGAUCCCCGCCGGCGGCUUCCCCUCGUUCGCGCCCGGCCAGACGUUCGACGUCGAACUGCAGAACGGCACCAAGGUGCCCGCAGACCUCGUGCUCAUGUGUACCGGCCAAACGCCGCACUCGGCGCUGCUCGCCUCGUUCGCCCCGCACGCCCUCUCGCCCGACGGCUUCAUCAACGUCCUCCCCACCAUGCAGAUCGACUUCGCAUCCUCUGCACCCUCCCCGCUCGCACAAAGAAUGUUCGCGCUCGGCGACAUCGCCAACUCGGGCGCCAGCAAAACCGUCCGCGCCGCCAUGGGCCAGAUCGACACCAUCACCUCCAACAUACUCGCCCUCAUCCAGGGCGACACGCCCAAGGCGCACUUCACCCCGGGCCCCUCGGGCAUCCACCUCAGUCUGGGACUGUACGAGAGCAUCGUCUUCCGCAACCCGGCCAACGAGGGCGACGCGCCAGCAGGCAGCGGGAUCAAGCGGGACCUCAAGCUCGACAUGGGCAUCGAGGACACGUGGAGCAAGUGGAACGUUCCGCAGGGCACGCCUUGGCAUUUGUGA
Molecule: messenger RNA, 1395 nt
Organism: Sporisorium graminicola
Lineage: Eukaryota; Fungi; Basidiomycota; Ustilaginomycetes; Ustilaginales; Ustilaginaceae
Exons: 1
Coding region: 1-1395 (464 amino acids)
Cellular component (GO): cytoplasm
Molecular function (GO): flavin adenine dinucleotide binding; electron-transferring-flavoprotein dehydrogenase activity
Source: RefSeq, a predicted model, not a curated record